AUGCGCCGCCCUUUCCUCCUCAUCGCCGCCUUGAUCCUCCUUUCCACCACCACCACCACCUCCGCCUUCAACAUAACCAUCACCCUCGCGCGGUUCCCCGGGUUUGAGCAAUUCAACCAGCUGCUCACCAACACCCAUCUCGCCGAGCAAGUGAACAGCCGCCGCACCAUCACAGUCCUCGGCCUCCCCAACGACCGCAUCGGAACCCUAAUGCAGCUCCCCGUGGAGGUCCAGAGGAGCAUCCUCAGCCUCCACGUCAUCCUCGACUACUUCGACAUGGCCAAGCUCGCCAAGCUCACCCCGGGCUACAAGACCACCCUCACCACCCUCUACCAGUCCUCCGGCGUCGCCAACGGCCAGCAGGGCUUCAUCGACAUCGUCCGCCGCCGCGACGGCACCAUCGUCUUCGGCUCCUCCGUCCCCGGCUCUCCCCUCGUCUGCAACUUCGUCAACCCCGUCGCCGCCCAGCCCUUCAACAUCUCCAUCCUCAGCGUCUCCCAGCCCAUCAUCGCCCCGGGGAUGGACGGCACCUACGUCGAAACGCCGCCGGCGACACCUCCUCCACCGCCGGCGGUGGCGGCGGCGGCACCGGCACCGGCGGCGAGGAAGAAGGCGCCUCCUCCGGUGGAGGAGACGGAGGCUCCGGCGCCGGCAGCGGCGCCGGCGCCGGCGUCUAAGAAAUCGCCGGCGCCGAGCCCGGAUGCGGAUGCGGCAGCGGAUGAAGAGGAAGAUGCGGAUGCGGAUGCGGCGGCGGAUCUGACGUCAGAGAAGGAGACGAGCGGGGGAGUGGAUUUGGGGGUGAAAUUAGGGGUGGUGAUUGGGUUGGCGGCGUUGGUUGCGGUGGCGGGGCAGUGA
This is a messenger RNA of Salvia hispanica, 855 nucleotides long. Its product is annotated as fasciclin-like arabinogalactan protein 14. The record is from RefSeq and is a predicted model, not a curated record. NCBI's taxonomy places the organism in Eukaryota, Viridiplantae, Streptophyta, Magnoliopsida, Lamiales, Lamiaceae. Gene Ontology annotation, cellular component: plasma membrane.